CCAUGCGCGCAGGUCGUAAGUGCGCCGCUCGCCUAAACGCCGACUAUCCCAAAUAUUUUUUUCGAAUCGGAAAAAGAGUACAACCUUUUUAAAUAAUUCCUCUAUUGAAAUUUCGCUGGCCGUCAUCAGUUUUGUUUUUAAUAUUCUGUGAUCCGACGACGUGAACUCUACAGAAAGUUUGUUUUAAAAGUUUUGUUUUUUCGUAUUUAUUUCGAUUUGCACUUUAGAAAUGUUUUUGUGAUUACAUUGUUAUGUUGUUCGGUUUUGUGGUUAUUGUUUGGUGUUUGGUUUUUGUUGUAAUUUGAGUUUCGGACGGAAAAGUUUGGAGUACAAGUUUUGCGGUGGUCUUGUGUUUUUGAGGAAACGCUAAAAAGUGCAUCUUUUAGUGACUUGUAUUGGUUUUGGAACAAUAUGAUGCUAUUUUGGAAAGUGCUGUGUUCUCUGCUGCUGCUAGUGCAAGCCGUCUUCGGAAACUGGUGGAAUCUGGCGGCACCUCGACCACCGAGCGAGGCCGGCAACUCCUCGCUUGAGACGUUCACAGCGCUACACAAAGAGAACUGCCACAGACUGGAGUACCUGGUGGAGCGGCAGAAGCAGCUGUGCCUGCUCUCUGAUAAGAUGAUACAGGUGCUCCAGACAGGGGCGGUCCAGGCCAUCGAGGAGUGUCAGCACCAGUUCAGGCACAGCCGGUGGAACUGCAGCACCACCACCAACGCCAACUCCUCAGACAUCUUUGGCGGCGUGCUGAAGUUCAAGUCCCGUGAAUCAGCAUUCGUGCACGCGCUGUCAGCCGCCGCGCUUGCGCACGCAGUAGCACGCGCGUGCAGUCGCGGCGAGCUCAACGAAUGCUCGUGCGACGCUCGCGUUCGCAAGCGAACACCGCGCCAUUGGCAGUGGGGAGGAUGUUCGGAGGAUAUAAGAUACGGCGAGAAGUACAGUCGAGACUUCGUGGAUUCGAAAGAAGAUAAGAACUCAGAUGAAGGCUUGAUGAAUCUGCACAACCACGAGGCUGGGCGAAGAGCGGUCCGCAGCCGAAUGCAGCGCGUAUGCAAGUGCCACGGCAUGUCAGGCUCAUGUUCAGUGCGAGUAUGCUGGCGUCGCUUGCCGCAGCUGCGACUUGUAGGCGACGCGCUCGCCACCAGAUAUGAGGGCGCUUCGCAUGUCAAGAUAGUAGAACGGAAGAGAGGCAAGAACAUACGGAAACUGCGACCACUUCACGCAGACAUGAAGAAGCCCAACAAAACGGAUUUGGUGUACUUGGAAGAUUCCCCUGAUUACUGCGAACCUAAUGACGAACUCGGCAUUCUCGGCACGCGUGGUCGUACAUGUAACCGUACAUCAGCAGGGCUUGACGGCUGCCGGCUGCUGUGCUGCGGUCGUGGGUACCAGACGCGCGUGCGCGAUCAUGAGGAGAAGUGCCGCUGCAGGUUCGUCUGGUGUUGUCGGGUGCACUGCGAGCUCUGCCGCUCCAAGAGAGACCACCACGUCUGCAACUAGGAGGCUACAUACAACGAGACCAAAUGCUUUACCAUCGUUGAGAUAUUGUUCGAUAAAUGGAGGAAUUUCGAUAAUGUUGACUAAGAUCGUUUCAUCCACGAAGACGCGCCCCACCAUUCUUCCGCUAAUGUUUGAGUGUUAUCGGUACACGCUGAAUU
Molecule: messenger RNA, 1655 nt
Organism: Ostrinia furnacalis (Asian corn borer)
Lineage: Eukaryota; Metazoa; Arthropoda; Insecta; Lepidoptera; Crambidae
Product: protein Wnt-1
Exons: 9
Coding region: 412-1497 (361 amino acids)
Biological process (GO): canonical Wnt signaling pathway; neuron differentiation; multicellular organism development
Cellular component (GO): extracellular region
Molecular function (GO): cytokine activity; frizzled binding
Source: RefSeq, a predicted model, not a curated record